GAUUCAUAAAGUGGAAUACUCUCCAGUUCAAUUAUUUUCUUUAGCUUUCGUUCCACUUUACUUGUUCUCACGUUGGGCUUGUACCUUUAUUUUAUGACACCACAAGUUGUCAGAGGAUGACAGUGUAUGGCAAGCCAUUUUAACAUAUAACAGCUGCCCCUUCACAUCAUUGGAUGUUCUUUCUGCCAUUCAAAUAGUCGCAGACUGCUCUGUCUCAAGUAGACUUCCUGAACAUGUACAGACUGAGGUUUUCCAGUGAAGGAUCGCGACUUUACCUCGUCGUGGGGGAACUGUAAUGAGACACCUGUUUUGGAAUGGACCUAAACCGUGACACAGGGGGAAUUUACAUAAACAGAACACCAUGACGUAAAAGAAAGUGAAAUGGACAAAACUGACUUUUACACCUUUUGUGUAAACAUUUUUAAUGCCUGUUUUUAGCUGUAAACCAGCCAACACUGAGGAGAAAACAUUUAUUCUUUCAUGGAUUACAAAGGCUGGAAUUUGUGGCAUUUUUCCAUUGGAUGAACUUCCAUCCCACCUGCGCCUCAGCAAGUCCGAGACAGGAAGUGAAAGUCUUAUCCAGCCACCUCACUUCCUCACUUCCCCGCAGCUCCCCCCAGCUUGGCAUGCCUUCAGUUCCGGCAUCUCUCAGAACAACACAGUUUAGGCCGAGGAGGCAGUAGCCCUCUCCCUAGUCCAGUUGGGCGUUUGUGGACUUGGUUUUCCUCAUUCCUGCUGUUGGUGCUCUGUGUGUCAGUUGUUUAAAAGUAAUUCAGCUGACCUCUGGAUGACUAGCUAUUUGAUGUUCAUCUCUCUGACCUCAUGACCUUGAUGACACCAUCUGUGGCUGCCUGGCCUGUGUUGCACUACAAAGCUGUUGCCAGUACUACACUGAUCAGAUAUUUUGCAUAUAAUUUGCUUCCUUUGGUGUACUGCAACAAACAUUUUUGAGUCCACUUUUAAAACUUUAAUGUUUGAUGUUUUAAUGAUUUUUGUUUAAAUAUAUACAUAUUUGUAUGUAUAUGAAUUUGCCAUCCAUUAUCAGACAAUUGAUGAAGAGCAAUCUCAGUCUUCAAAAGCACUUUAGUAAUUAUUAUUUAGUUGGAUGUAUUUGUUGUUAGAACUGUAUAACUGCUGUGUUAUGAACUUUAAAAACUGAUGGUGUUCCAAGCCGGAACAACAUUUCAAGGAGAAGCAUUUUAAAAUUCAGGUUUUGAACUGUGCAUUUAACAGAGGAUAAGGAAACUGCCAUUCCAAAGAGAAAACGUAAAUUUGGAUUUUGAAAAAAAGUCAAGUCUUUUGGGAUUUAACAAAGAACAUCUGCAGUAAACUGAAGAUCGUGACCCAGAUUAAACAUCCAUAGAAUACCUAUUUAUAAACAAAGCACUCAGAACAAACAGCAACAUAUAAUACACAUCUAUAAUUUAACCAAGAACUUUCACCCUGGAAGCAGUUUGCACACUGCCCAGAUUGCUCCGGAACCUCCCAUGACCAGCCAGCUGCAUGCCAGACCCACCUCCCUGUCUCAGAACUUUGCACAGGUAACUCCUCGCGUUCCAGUCGCCCUAGGCAGCCUUCUGCCGCAGUGAGGAUGCGCUCCCCAGAGCCACAGGUCCCGUCCCCGUCCGAAGCCCUGCUCCAUGGCCAGUUUGAUGGUUGGAGCACAGGUGGCACUGGAGGUGGUGGUAGUGGAGGAGGAGGAGGUGGCAACGGGGGCAAUAACAGCUGUCCCAAUAGCCCAGGGGGGCCGGCGUCUCUACAGGCCAGCAGCCCGGCGGCCAGCUACGCCCUGACGCUCACGCACACACACAUCCACGUGCAGCGGCUCUCGCCGCGGCCGGGCAAGGAGGCGCGGCUGCUCCUGCCCCUGGUGGAGCUGGCGGGGUGCAGUUGCCCCCGCGCCCCGGCUCCGCCGCUCCUGGUGCUCUACUGGUACCCGCCGGGCCGCCGCAGGAAGGGCGUGUCCCGGCGCAGGCAGGUAAGGGCGUACCUGGCCGAGAGCCGAGCCGAGGCCGAGAAGUGGUACGCCGCCGUCCAGUGCCUGCUGAGAGGAGUCGUCGUCAGUGCCACCACAGAAUUUAGCAAAAGCCUGUUGCCCCGCCCUCGUCGCCUGCUGCUGUUGGUCAAUCCUUUCAGUGGGCGGGGCCAGGCCAUGCAGUGGUGUCAAACACACAUCCUGCCAAUGAUCAGAGAGGCUAACAUCAGCUACAACCUCAUACAAACAGAGCGCCAGAACCAUGCACGAGAGCUCAUCAGGGAGAUUUCCCUGCAGGAGUGGGACGGUAUCAUCAUAGUGUCCGGUGAUGGACUCCUUCAUGAGGUGAUAAAUGGUCUCAUGGAAAGGCCAGACUGGGAGACGGCCAUAAAGACUCCAGUGGGAAUUCUACCAUGCGGGUCUGGGAAUGCCCUAGCUGGAUCCGUAAACCACUAUGCGGGGUAUGACAUGUGCCUUCGAGAGCCCCUUCUCCUGAACUGCUGCUUCUUACUCUGCCGAGGCGGGGUGAGACCCAUGGACCUGGUCUCCGUGACGACCAGUCCCAUUUCCUCCUCCUCCUCCAAUCAGAAUGGGCGGCCGGCCGCCCCCAGACGCCUCUUCUCCUUCCUGUCCGUGGCGUGGGGCUUCGUGUCGGACGUGGACAUUGAGAGCGAGCGGUACCGGGGCCUGGGCUCGGCCCGCUUCACGCUAGGCACGCUGGUUCGGUUGGCGUCUCUGCGCUCCUACAAAGGCCGUCUGUCCUACCUGCCCCCCAACGCUGUCACCCCAUCCCCUGACACCACCACCACCACCCCGCCUCAGAGGCGCCCUCUGUCCCGCAGCAUCACAGAGGGCCUGGAGAGCUUCUGCCGCACCCCCAUCCACCGCACCAUCUCCGACAUGGGCCUCAGCGAACAGAGAAGCCUGCGCAAGGGAGAUGGGGAGCGGGAGAGAGAGCGGGAGAAAGAGAGGGAGGAGAGAGAGAGGGAGCGAGAGAGGAGGAGGGAGAGGGCGAGAGGGGUCAAGGUGGUCCGCGCCAGCAGCCUGGCGGAGGACAGGGAAAGGGAGCUGGAGGCGGAGGGGAGGUUGGGGACGACCGAGAGGUUGGAAGGGAACGAGGAAGAGAGGGAGGAGGACAUGGAGGAUAGAGGGAGCGAGAACGACAGCAGAAGUAGCAGAGAGGAGGGCAGGAGCGAGGGACAGAGAGAGGGAGGUGGAGGGGUGGAUGGGGAGGAGGGGGUGAUGGAGGCGAGAGAGGUGAGUGAGGGCUACGGACUGGUGAUGGGCCGCGAGGCGCAGGAAUGCCCCGACGGUGACCUGGACUCCGAGGAGCCGCCCGAGCCGCGAACGGCCGUCCGCAAGAACUCUGCGCUGUCCAGCCAGAUCGCCAAAGCCUUCUUCAGCCAGCCAAUCAGUGCCAGCGCUGACUCGGACACUGAGAUGGAGCCGGCGGCGUACGGCCAGCAGGACGAGGACGCCAACGGCACGUACUUCCAGCGCGAGGCCUUCCCGCCGCCGGACACGCGCGAGCGCUCGCUGACCAUCUCCUCGCCGUUCCGCCACUCGCCCUUCUCCUACAAGCCCAAAGCGCUGGACCUGAACCAGAACUCGGCCCGGCCGCGGCCGCUCUCGCUGCUGCACCACCACUCACACUCCAACUCGCUCCCGCCCAAGCUGCCCUCGCUGUCGCUAUCGCUGUCCCCCACGCCGCCCUCCUCGCCCAGCUGCGCCUCGCCCCACGCCUCCUCCUACCUGGCCCCGCGGCCCAACACGCCCGGCUCCUCCUCCCCCUCCCCCUCGCUGCGCUCCCCCUCCCCUUCCUUCAGCUUUGACAUUGCCGAGCCCGCGGGGCCCCUGAAGAACCGUCCAAACGUGUGCGGCCCCUACAUCCCGCCCCGCGACGACCUCCUGCCCCCCCUGGACCAGCCGUUGCCCACGCGCGACUGGGUGACCAUCGAGGGGGACUUUGUGCUGGUGCUGGCCAUCUACCAGUCGCACCUGGGCGCGGACCUGCAUGCGGCGCCGAACGCCCGUUUCGACGACGGCCUGAUCCACCUGACGUUUGUGCGGGCGGGCAUCUCACGUGCCACGCUGCUGCGCCUCUUCCUGGCGAUGGAGAGGGGCGCGCACCUCUCCCUGAGCUCACCGUACGUGAGCCACGUGACUGCCAAGGCCUUCCGUCUGCAGCCCCUCUCAUCCAGGGGCACCCUCACUGUGGACGGGGAGCUGGUGCCCUAUGGACCCCUGCAGGCCCAGGUUCAUCCCUCCAUGGCCCGACUCAUUGUGGGAGACUCAGGAGUCCGAAUCACCAGGUUCUGAGCAGCGUGUAGGGAUUUGGGUCCGUGUUGACCCCCCCCCCUUCAUGUCUGUGUCUCUCCUUCCCACUCUCUGUGGAUUACAUCACUUCAGAUUUAGAAAGAAGGAAAUCUGAAAAAAAAAAUAGAAAUAGCCCACCACUGGAAUACUGGCUCUUUCUGGGAUUUACUAAAAGGGAUGGCCUAAUCGGCCUGCACGGGAGCGGAUUAAUAGCGAAUUUAGUGAAGGGAGAAAAAAAAACUGUGAGCCGUUACAUAGCUGCUGGAUUACACCAGGAUUACCCUCUACCAUCGACUGACGCAUGAAAAACACAAAUCCCCAUGGGGGGAGAACAAAACUGAGAUAUAAACAAGUAUGGCAACAAAAAGAAACAGAAUGGCUGAAUGUCUGCAUCCUAGUGUGUACACUCAUGCAUACCAUGCACUACCAGACCCUGCCUUAUUCAGAGAAAGGAAAUCAAAACAAAGGUUGAAAAGAUCUCCCACUGUUCUAGAACCACCUCAAGGGAAGCCACACCCUCACGCACAGGACCCCCCCCCCGUCCACCUCAGUCCACCCCAGUCUCUGUGUCAUACCGUGCAUUGUGUAAUGCCCGUCCGUGCAAUGCCUUAUCCAGCUCAGAAUCUGAACAUGCAAUCUCACCCCCACCAUCCCCCCUGUUAAUACACCUCCUCCCAUCAAACUCUUGAAGACCUCUCACCCUUGAAGAAACUGUCUGAAGGAUAUGGAUCAUCCAUCCACAUCUGUAGGAUUGAUUACUCUGUAUUCAUUCCCUCAGGCAAUGGACAAAAACAAUAAAAACACUUAACCUUUCUCACUAAAUAACAGACAGACGCAAGCUCACAGCCAAACUGACACAGUUGUAGGAUUAACUUGAAAUCUGUUUGUAUGACUCCAUCUAAAUGUAUUUUUUUAUGUUUGUCCGUGCAUCUUAUGGAAAGAAAUAAUGUUCGGCAGAGAGGAGGCUGUUAAAUGUUAAUUGUUCAGUCUGUAAGUUGCAUUUGCCUGCAUUUGCAAAGCAUGUAUGAUGAGGAAGACAAUGAUGAAGCUGACAGAUGCGAGUCUGCUGGGUGCUUUAGAGAUUGCGGUCUCCGCCAUGGUGGUUGGAUGACAUAAUCUUCCUCCCUGUCCUGAUGCUCAUUUGCCCUCUGCACGUUCUCAAAAGGAUGGAGGAUUGCUUGGUCAGAGAUGUUUGAUUCUUGUUUGUUUGAAAAAAAGAAAAAAAAGACCUUUGAGAUCACAUGAGAAAAUAGUCCAUAGAACUGUAAACAAUAUAUUUUUUAUUUUUUCUAAGCCUUUGUUAGCAUUUCCUCAGCAGCCUGAUAUUGUGUGGAAGUCUGUUCUUUUGUGUAAUUGAGCUCAGUGCUUUGCUCAAGAACAGAACAGCCCUUGAAUGGUCACUGCGGAUCAUGACGCGCAGUCUUCUUCACAGCUGAUAGGCCAGUCACGUUAGGUCUAUGAAAGAAACAAUCUCUAUAGGAUACAUUAAGACACUAAUAUGACUGACAUACGUUUUGCUUGUAAAAGGCAGGUCUGUAGUUUCAUAUUUUCAGAGGGAACAUUUGAAGUUUGUUUAAUGUAUUUUGUACAUUUCUGAAUGGACCAUCUGAUGACACAUAAAAUAAUUAUUCCGAAAUGGGGGGUUCCGUCCCUGAGUUCAUUUGAAAUGUUUGUUUUUUUCUAAAUCUGCUUCAAUCUAGUCAUCAUUUUUUAUCUUAAUUUUCUGUUUUGGCAUGUAAUAACUUAAAUAACUUUUUAUCAGUGGUCAGUUUAGCCUAUGCACUUUUAAGUUCUAUGUCUCUGCUGGAAAAAAAGAGAAAAUGUCAAAUUUCCACAGGAGCAUCUCUGUGGAUAUGUCCGUAUGCUUUUCUUUGUUUUCUGUCUGUUUUCUGUCUUUUCAGUCAGAUAAUAUUCAGCAAAUGUUGCCAGUAGCAAAUAGAACUUGGGCUUGAUGAAUUUUGUACAUCAUGGUUGAGUCCAUGUCCAAACUAUUUCUGCCAGUAGGUCCAUGAAUCUUAGCUCCGUUUGCUCUUAAACGUGUGUGACUAGUUUGUAUCAGCUGGCCAGUGGAUUGACUGUAGCUGGGUUGAAUGUUGGACCAUCUAUUUUAGAGCAAUUUAAUGAGAACAAUAUCAGGCUCACAUGCCAGUGAAGAUGUCUUUGUUAAUAGUUGAUUAUAUGAUGCCUGUAAUAAAAAGUGUAAUUAUUACUAAAAUAUGAUAUAAAUAAAUAUAUAAUGUACAGUA
Messenger RNA from Alosa sapidissima (American shad), 6537 nucleotides. RefSeq names its product sphingosine kinase 2 (gene sphk2). Gene Ontology annotation, biological process: sphingosine biosynthetic process; positive regulation of apoptotic process; sphinganine-1-phosphate biosynthetic process. The coding region runs from base 1592 to 4294 and encodes 900 amino acids. The record is from RefSeq and is a predicted model, not a curated record. The transcript has 7 exons. Gene Ontology annotation, cellular component: intracellular membrane-bounded organelle; membrane; cytoplasm. Lineage: Eukaryota; Metazoa; Chordata; Actinopteri; Clupeiformes; Clupeidae.